Strongylocentrotus purpuratus (purple sea urchin) is the source of this 5200-nucleotide messenger RNA. It is a transcript of the gene fam114a2, whose product is annotated as protein FAM114A2. Lineage: Eukaryota; Metazoa; Echinodermata; Echinoidea; Camarodonta; Strongylocentrotidae. The record is from RefSeq and is a predicted model, not a curated record. The transcript has 12 exons. The coding region runs from base 133 to 2046 and encodes 637 amino acids.
UAUGACGUGUACGUAAACACGACAUAUUGUGUAGUAGGCCUACGUGAUAAUAUAUCAAUGCGUGUAUUUUGCUGUGGAAAGGGUUCAUUCUGACAAUUUUGCUGAGUUGAGCUAAGCUGAAGCAACCUCACCAUGGCUGAUUCUGACAGCGAGGCUGAGGUUACAUUUGAAAGUGCAGAUGAAGGUGACGAGGGGGAGGUAGUUGAGGAAGUCACCGAGGAGAAAGUCACCAACGAGGAGAAAGAUACUGCUGAAUCAGAUUCAUCUCAACCACAGGAUCAUGAAAGUACAACUGAACACUCUGCUCAAGAUGAUGCAGCUGCUAAGAGCUCCAGAACAGAAGGGUCUGUGGAUGAAUCAAGAACUAAAGCCGAAGAUGAGAUGGAAGAAACGGAUGGCGGGAAACAAGACGAUGAGAAUAGUGGUGAACAUACAGAGGGCAGUGUCAACAAAACUGAAAGAACUGCUGCAUCGGAUAAAGCAGGAGAUGUAAAGGACAUGGUGCAAACUGAUGAUGGAAAUGAAGCAGAAGGAACCCCAGGAGAUGAGAAAGAACAGGAGGAGCCAGAAGGAGAAGAGAUUGUGAACAGAGGAGCCCCUGUGACAGAGACAGAGGACACAGAGAGCAAUGCUAAAGCUGGUGGUGCCCCACAGAAUGCCUCUGCUGCACCAGCAUCAGGUGGUGGUUCUUGGGGGUGGGGCGGAUGGGGAACAUCCCUCCUGUCGUCUGCGGCAGCAACAGUCACCAAGGUUUCAGAUAAUGUUGGAAAGGGUCUUACCCAUGUCUUGGAGAACGUGGAGACAUCGCUGGGUGUACUAAAGCCAGAGGAACUGAGAGAGAUUGAGAAACAGGAAGCAGAGAAAAAGGCCAAAGAGAAAGAAGAACAGUCAUCUCAACCAAAGGAAGGCGACCAAGAAACACAAGAGGGAGACUCUCGGCAGGAUGAGAGUGAGGGUAAAGAGAAAGAAGAGAAAGAAGAAAAAGAAGAGAAAGAAGAGAAGGAGAAAGCAGGAGCUGGGAUCGGUGGUUUCUUCUCAUCUGGUGCAUCAGUCUUCACCAGUGCCAUGGGCAAGACAGUGACCGGUGGUCUUGAUGCCCUGGAGAUGCUUGGUCGUAAGACAAUGGACAUCCUACAAGAAGGUGACCCAAGGUUGGAGAAGAAGAAAGGAAUGGUUAUCCCUAAGAGAGAUAAAACCAACCUAUCUGAUGUUUUAAAACAAGCCAAGAAAGAUGCAGACGAAGAGGCUACUAGAAGACAGGAGGAAGAAGAACAUCAGAAGUACAACUAUAGUUUCCUCUUUGAUCAAUAUCAAGGUCUAGCUCAUCUAGAAGCCCUUGAGAUGCUAUGUAAUCAGAGCGAGACCAAGGUCCAGUCAUCUAUCUCCAUAGUAACGGAUGAGAAACUAGAUGAGCUGAAGACGGAGCUCCUGGAGGUGAGGGAUGCAUUCCAGCUGGAAGACCUGGAUGCAGUCGAUGAAGAUACUGCUAGUGAUCAGGACUUUGUGAAUGUUAUCACUGAGUUGCUGUUCAGUCUGAGUGUGGCUGCCACUCCAAACAAGUUACAGAGGGUGCAGAAGGAGACCAGAGACUGGUUAGCGAAUCAUAUAACCCAGCUGAAGGGAGAUGGUGACGAGGAAGAUAAGGACAAGGCAGAUAUCAAGGAAGUUCAUGCCAAGGCCAUGCAGACCCUUGCAGAGCUCACAGCUAGGACCAUUGAGCAGUUCCAUAAGGUAGCAGAACUCAUGCUGCUAGGUCAGGAGACAGAGCAGGCAAAGGCAAAGAGUCCAGUGGAAAGAGCUACCACCCUAUCUAAGUUAGCUAGCAUUCUGUCUGCUGAAGUCAGCUCAGUCGCGACCAAAUUCUGUGAGCUGUUGAGUUCCAUGGGUGAUCAGGGCUCAGAGGAAGUCAACACCAUCAUUACCAACAUAUAUCUAGAGGCUUCCAACAGCGCAUCAUACAUCCAAGAUGCAUUCCAGCUACUGCUCCCCAUCAUGCAAGACAUUGUUGUGACGACAUUGAACUCAGCGGAGGAGGAGGCAUCAUAGUGCACAAUAAGUUCUCAUCACUUUUAAAUGGGAUCUCACUUUACAGGAGCAAUAUUGGAAAAGACUGAAAUAUUAUUACUGUGAUAUCGUCCCUCGAUCAACACCAUUUGAAGAAAUUCUUGACAGAUACAAGAACUGUUUCAGUGUAAUUUGCAAGAUGUAGCCAGGGUAUCCGUAGAUUAUCACAUGAAAUAGUGUUCAUGUUGUGGAGGUGUCAUACCUUGUGGAUAGGUCAUCAGGUUAUGGGUCAAAUGGUCCGAGUUGCAAUCCAAGCGGCAGAUGUAUAUUAUCCUCUGGUGAAAGAGUAAUAAACAUUUCCCAACCUGCAGCUCCGAUUAUCAUUUAUAAUCCCUGUUUCCUGCCUAAUACCCAAACAAGAUAUAAGGACUUGCUAGGAUGAAGUAAGUCUUUGUGUCACGGUACUUGCCCUUUGACCUUGCAGUGACCCUGAAGCUUACUCCUCAUUGUGGAGAUGGUGCACAUAUUUUGUGUAUGUAUAUGUCCAAGGAUGGGGGUCUGUCACCGAAAUGUUCUUAGAGUCAUUCAUAUUUUGUGCUAUAGAAAUGCUAUUUUUUUGCGAAACGUAUAUAUUGGGGUAUAUUCAUCAAAGUGCUGAGAGACUUUGUUAGUUGGUAGAGAAUAUGUGCUAUAUUCAUGAUUCAUAAAUUUCAUUGUAAUUGUUUAAAGGCAGUGGUUGUACGUUCAACAUAAUAUUUUUGUUCAGAUUUAUGUUACCACAUAUUUUCACUCUGCUCGUCAUUCUCAUCAAUAUUUCAUCGUUAUCAUAUCAUCAUCAUCAUCAUCAUCAUCAUCAUCAUCAUCAUCAUCAUCAUCAUCAUCAUCAUCAUCAUCAUCACUGCCAUCGUCACCAUCGUCACCAUCAUCACAGUCAAUGUCAGAGAAAUUUUCAGUUAUAUCUGAUUCAAAAUCCUUGUUAAAGUAUGAAGACACAUUGGUUCUUAUUAUCUUAACAAACGGCUUCCACUGCGUAAACGUUAGCAUCAUCUGGAGAAGCAUGAUCUUCAUGCUGUGUAAAUAAAAUACAAUCAAAUGAAUCAUUAAGAGCUCUGUCUGUUUUUCUCUAAUUUCACUUAUUUCUUUUUGCUUCCAUCACUAAUUCAUUGUUGCUUUUGAGGUUUCCCUGGAAAUGAAUGAAUUAAGAUUUCCAUUAGAUUUUAAUAGACUUAAAUGAUACAUAGGUUCUAGGGAUAAAAGGAUAUAUAUUAGUGAUAUUGGGUAUUAGUGUGGUUAUUUUCAUGUUCUUGUUCUCUUCUUUGUUAUCUGCAUUUCUUCCGUCUGGUAAUUAUGUGUUGACUCAGUAUGCUGAUAUCGAUUCUUGUAGUCAAAUGAAAUAUAUUCUAUGUAAUGGUUAUUCUUUCAUUAUGAUCAUGUGGAAUGCUCAAUAUUUGUUGCUUUGUCAUGUAUAAUUAUGUAAAAAGGAAAAUAUUAAGUAUGAAUGUGUUCAGUUGCUGGAUACGGUACAGUAAUGCAUCAUUUGCAUAGAUUUUAGACAUGUAUAGUCAUUUACUUGUAUACUUAAAAUUCAGAUUCUUUAUUCAAAUUAUGUCUGGUAUGGUGACUCUUGUAUUAUAAUAAGAACACAUGAUUUAUAAAUGAUGGAAUAUUUAAAGUGUUGCAAUGUGUUUGUUUGGUGAGAACUCAGUCUACAUCAUGAUAAUUUACUGCUUUUGUAUAGCACCAUAAAGCACACUUUUAGGUAAUGAGUGUGCAUUGUAUGUUCGGAUUAUUCCGUUUUCAUAAGAGUAGAGUAAAUUGAGCAAUAAUUCUGUACAAGAAAAACCUUUGUACUUGGUACAGAGAAAUGAACAAAUUACCCUCAAAACGUUAUGUUGUAAUACUGUCAAAAAUUCACAUUCAUUACAAUUCAAUUGCUAUACUAUGUGCAGUAUUUGUUUGUUAUGUCUGUGACAACAUUAGAUCAAGAUCAUUAUGUACAUAAAUUUUCAGAUUUUCCCAUAAUUUCUGACACAACUCGUACAUUACAGAAUAGGAAGAAGAAAAAAAAGGCAGAGAAUGGAGGGGAAUAAUGCAGAAACAUGUUCUGCUUUCUGAAAUGAUAAGUUUUAUGUCAUUUACAUCUUUAAAGUCAUCCUUUUAGAAAUUUCUGUAUUAAUGAUUAGAGGUCUUGGAGAUGAAUAUCCUUUUAAUUCAUUUCAAUGUAGUUUCCAGUAGGACUGUCAUUGGAAAGUUGGGUCGCAUGUGUAUUCUAUGUAUCAUAUGUAAACAUAUUUCAUAUAAUUAAAUGCUUUUUAUGCACAAAAGUGACCAAACAUCCUGAAAUUUUUCAUACAAUUCAUUUAUUUAUUCCCUUUGCUGGAUUUGAAAGGCAUAAUGAUAUAUCGAACAAUCAUAUCACAUAACUUACUUUAUUUUUUUAACAAAACAGAACAUUUCAUGUUGUAUAUGAUUACUAGACCAUUCAUCUUCUCGUAUUUGACAAUAUAUCAUGAUUUAAGAUUAUGCAUCAGAAUGGACUACAGAAUUUGUGACAUUUCCCUUUUACCUUCAAUUCCAAGUAUGAUAAAAGCAAAGUGAAAUAGUAAAUUCCUAUAUUGAUUUGGUAGUGAUUUUAUACAUUUCUCUAUACAUUAAUUUUUGAAGCUUUAAAGAAAUGCAUCAUUUUUGACAUUCUCUAAAUAUUUUGUUCAAAACAGAAGUUUUUAGGAGAAUUUACAUUGUGCAUGUAUGUCAAUGCUUUAGUAUGGGUACUUAUUUGUCUGGGUACUUGCAUUCACUUCCUAAAAUGUGUGCUGAAAACAGAGCUGUCACCCCAACUUGUCCUAAAACAAAACAAAACAAAAAGUAUUGACUGCUACAUGUACUUGACCACUUGAAAUGAUAUUGCUGUAGUAACAAUUCAAGCCCCUUUUGAUGGUUCGAUUUGUAUUUUGAAACACAUGUAGAGUAGGGCCAUGUGUACUACACUCCAAAGGUGAUGUGUUUACCAUGUUUUGAUCCAGAAGUUUGCAAAAAACUUGAAGAAUAGAAGAAAAGUUGACAAUUGAUCAUUGUCACAUGAUCAACUUUGUACCAUCAGAAAGAGGACAAACAUGGUGUGUUGACAUCAGUUUAGUAGUACAUGUAUAGUACAUGAACCUCUUUGCAUUAAAUAAAGAAACCUACUUAAAUGUCA